GCUCCUGAAUAAGACUUUUAAGCAAAAAUUGUUUCUGGCCGAUGUUCCAAGCAAGUUUUUUACGAUAGAAAUUCGUUUUUUAAAUAAACGUUCGUUCGCGUGACACGAUGACCACUGCCCAUCUCUAAUGAAGACAGCUGCUUCUUGCCCAACUAUCUACACCUGGUUGUUGUUUAAUUUUGUAAAUUCAGCAGGACCUACAUAUUUUUAUGCAAAGUCCGCUGUCAAAAUGCAGGGAGCUAAAAAUAAGUGAACAUUUUUAAAUCCAAGCUAUUAUACCCCUGUUUUGGCGCUUAGUAUUUGAUGGUGACAUUUUGGAUUUCCAAACAAUAACAAAACUCGGUGUGUGCUGACUAAGCGGCGAAAGUGGUUGCAGCAAAGUCCAAGUACUAUCAAUUGCUUCCAAUGGACACCAGCGAACUGAUCGUACCGAUGGCUGCAGCGCGUCCCAUGCCGCCCGAGGAGCUGGCGAUGCAGUCUCUUACCAAGCAACUAUACAAGUCACGCCUCUUCCGCGGCCACUAUCUGGAGCGCUGUCUGGUGGAGCAGGUGGGUGGCUACCGGGACGUGGUGGUGCUACAGCGCAGCGAGCGUGAGCUGGAGAAGCUGCUGCACAACAGCGCAGGCCAACUGCGGAUGUUCUACCAGCGCUUCGUGCCCAACAUGUGGGUGGGCGUAACAAGCGGGAGCUAUGGUAGCUAUAAACACACAUCGGAUCCGGGACAGCUGGAGACCUGUAUCUGGACGGAGCUGAGUGAUCUGGCGUUUGGCGAGUACUGGUUCAGCAUAAAAACAAUACGCUUCCGGGACCAGGAAGUUCAGCUGAAACUAAAAAUGGUGCGCGCCGUGGAGCCAGAGCCGCUGGUCCCCCCAAGACGAUCCCUUUCUCUCAACCGGAGCAGCCAUAAUAACAGCAAAGCGAUAACCUCAGGCGAUGGACUCUCACCGUCCGAUAAGGUCGCGGAUCAGGUUCAGCUGGGCCUAAACGACUUCCUGGCCGUGUUGCAGCAGUGGGGAGACGGCGUCAAGCAGACUGUCUAUGACUUUAUGGCCAACGAUGUGAACAAGCGAAACAUAAUGGGUACCAUCCGGUUUCUGGGCCUGCUCAUCUUCUCGGCCCUUGGUGGAGCGGCGAUGGCGUUGCGAUUCCUGGGCGUUUUUGCUGUGCGCUUUCUGUUCGAGCUCAGUCGCUUCACCCACACCGCCACACCGAUCGUGUUUAAGGUGCUGGAGUUUCUAAACAAGAUUGUGGGCGCGAUAUUCAUACUACUCACCAUGAUAUGGAAAGACCUUCUAAAUCGUGGACAGCCUGUUCCGAAGCAGCAGCAGCUGGAAGCGAACACACGUUUCAAGAGCAUCACCUACGAGCGUUCAGAGCCGCACCGGCGGAGCCAACGCUGGUGACCACCCAAGCUGGGUCCAAGUGUAGCAUCUAGCUGUGUAAUUAGUCCAGGGUGAAGGGGCAUCAUUAGGUCAAUGUCAUUGUGUUAUUAGCCGUAAGCCAAGCGAAGCCGCUGCACUCACAUCAUAUCCCAAGAUAGAAGGUACACCUAUGAGAUUUCCUGAUCUAAACCAAAUGCAAUAUUGUAAAUUAUUUUAUUGGCCUGCCGCUAACGGCAGACGAUCGCAUGCUUAUUAACACCCAUUGUUAAUUCAUUGUGCAUUGUUCAAAAAAACUGUAUUUGUGUUCUUUUAACCAAUUUAGCGAAAUAUUGUAAAUUUGUGUGAAUAAAUUGAAUGCAAAAUA
Messenger RNA from Drosophila serrata, 1747 nucleotides. RefSeq lists its product as uncharacterized. The record is from RefSeq and is a predicted model, not a curated record. Lineage: Eukaryota; Metazoa; Arthropoda; Insecta; Diptera; Drosophilidae.